AUGGACGUAGAAGCUACCCACCCCCUAGCGGAAGAAAUCAAGAGGAACAUCAAAACAAUCAAGGCAGGAGGCAAAACGCUGGAUCUGUAUUGGGUUAAGGCCCAUGUAGGAGUACUUGGCAACGAAAGGGCGGAUGCCCUGGCCAAAGAGGCCGCUCUAAAAAUUAAAAGAAGGGCAGACUAUGACAGAUGCCCGGUUUCAUUCGUCAAAAGGCAGCUCCGAGAGGACACCGUUGACGAAUGGAACCGGAGAUAUAAAACAGAGACAACGGCCUCCAGCACAAAAUUGUUCUUCCCGGACGCGGCGGAAGCCUACAGAAUAGUUAGAAAAAUAGAAAUGAGCGCAAUAAACACGCAGUUACUUACCGGGCAUGGUGGAGUGGCGGAGUACCUGCACCGCUUCAAGUGCAGAGAAAAUCCGACGUGUCCCUGCGAUGCCCAAGGCAUGAAAGCGGAAUGCAAUUUGAAUCCGUGCGAAGUAUUGGAGAUGUUUACAGUUGGACGCCGCGGAGAACAAAGGAAUAGCGGUGUAUGCGCCGAGGAUAUACACUGGAGGCAGUUAGAUCGACGAUUGCGAGCCAUUGAACAACCUGCGUGGACCGUAAGUACGGGACAGUCUCGCUGGCGCCAGUGUGCCAAAAGUGCGUGCCGAUGUGACGCCGUGCAUCGCUCUCUCAACUGUUGGAGAGCUGGUCUCGUUACUCUCACACCUGACAUCAUUGUACCUGCUGACCUGCAUACCAUUGAUUUGGGCACUAACAAACUCCGUACUCUUCACAAAACAACGUUUAAGGAGAUGAGAUCGGUUACUGAAUUGGAUAUGUUUGACAACCAUUUGGAAUAUUUACCUGCUACUAUAUUUGAUUCGCUUAUUAAUUUGAGGAUAUUACGUUUGCAGAGGAAUUAUCUAGAAGAAAUCGACAGCGAAACAUUCCGCUGGGCAAAAAAACUUUUCCAUGUUGACUUGUCAAAUAAUUUAUUACAUACAUUACCUGAACGUCUCUUCAGUAAUAACUCUUUUCUGGAAACCUUAGAUAUAUCUAACAAUCAAAUUGUGUACAUACCAUCCGACACUUUUAUCGGUUUGGACUCCAUUCUCACAUUAGACCUAUCAAGGAAUAAAAUAUUGCGAAUUGAAAACGGUACCUUUCCUUUGAAAAAAUUACAAGUAUUAAAACUGUCAGAAAAUAAAAUAAGUAACAUCACUGAUAAUGCUUUUAAGAAUCUCCUCUCCCUAGAAACUUUGCUUCUAUUCAAAAAUAAAUUGAAGAAAAUACCGCCGAAGUUAUUUCAUAACCUUCACUGUUUGACGUUCCUGGAUUUAUCCAAUAAUAAUCUUAUUACUUUUACAGGUUUGGAAUUUCAAAAUCUUCUUUUGCUACGUCAUCUUGACUUGAAAGAGAACUUCUUGACGCAAAUUCCUAACAACACGUUCGCAAAUUGUACUAAUUUGGAAACACUAGAUAUAUCAAAGAACAAAUUGCGAUAUCUCAACGAGUCUACGUUCCGCGGAUUGGAUAAACUUGUUUCACUUGUGUUGUCUGAAAAUCAACUGUAUGAAGUUCAUUUUAUGACAUUUUCAACAUUGAAGAAUUUAACAACAUUAUAUAUAGACAAUAAUAUGUUCCCGUCGCUGCCGUCGCGUACUCUCGACUACAUGCCGAAGUUGGAAAAUGUAAAGUUAUCAAAUAACCCUUGGCAUUGCGACUGUCACGCCCUCUAUAUUUCAGCUUGGGUUCGUUUGAAUGAAAUGAAGAUUUGGGACUACUCACCGACUUGUAUAUCGCCUUGGUACCUGGAAGGUCACUUCUUAAAGAAGUUGAAGUUUCCUGAACUGUGUUCAGGGCAGUGGGCGAGCAUGGUGAACUUGUCACCGCGUCUACCGAUGCAACAGCUCUUAGCUCUUAAUGUUACCGUCAAUAGAAAACCGCAAGGCAGUAUUGAAGAUGCCCAUGAUAUACCUGAAGAUCAAUGGGAAGCAAUUUAA
Molecule: messenger RNA, 1986 nt
Organism: Papilio polytes (common Mormon)
Lineage: Eukaryota; Metazoa; Arthropoda; Insecta; Lepidoptera; Papilionidae
Product: carboxypeptidase N subunit 2-like
Exons: 8
Coding region: 1-1986 (661 amino acids)
Cellular component (GO): plasma membrane
Molecular function (GO): protein binding; nucleic acid binding; RNA-DNA hybrid ribonuclease activity
Source: RefSeq, a predicted model, not a curated record